AUGGACAGCGCCAUAGGGCGGAGCAGAGGAGAUCGGGAGUAUGGUCUGCUCAUCUGUAACGCUGACAGCCAGCCGGGCAAACAUCAGGAGGCGUUAGAACUUCGAGAUUUCGCCUUGUACGUGGACAAAGAACACACCAGCAAUUUUACUGGCCAACCACCCAGAGUCCCUCGAGCCAUUAACUCUGGACUAAAAGAUACGGCGAGGAUUCAAGAAAUAAAUGACUACGUUUUCUGUCUGAACGCUUCAAUGGCCUUGAAAUACAAACAUGUUUUAGUGUUAGAAGACGAUGUUCUGCCAAUCAAUAAUCUUUUACAGACAUUAGACUUUAUAAUAUUAAGAAGACUUCGCAAUACAGCAGACGAUAGUGCAUACUAUGGAAUGACGAAGCCCUUUUUGUACUUAAAAUUGUAUUAUCCACAGAGAUGGCAAGGGUUUGCUUACGAAAUAGGUAUCAUGCUAGAGUUUCUGAGCAUCGGCGUAGUGGUGGGAGGGAUUGUUGUAUGUUUGGACACACUAUGUGGAAGUCGUAACAGACGCAAGGGACACACACUCUUUAUAUUUGUGGUAUUCACAGCCUUUGCCUUGUGCUUGGCCAAGUGUCUUGGUCGUGUAAACAUUAACGAUGUCCGGCGUCUGUCGCCCCAGUUGUAUCGCUUUGGACGAAGCGCAGCGUGCUGCACACAGGCUAUGUUGUACCCGAGGGGCGCCAUAUAUCCGCUUAUGGAGCAUCUGCUUGUCAACAACAGUCUCAAUAAAGAUCUUUCCAUUCACAGAUUCUCCGAAAUUAGCGGUUACCCGGGGUACCAAGUAGAGCCAAAUUUGUUUCAGCACAUUGGAAUGCACACGUCAUUAUCGGGUGGGUCAGAUAAGAAUCCGGAAGAGUUUUUGUUUAAACUACAUGAAAGCACGUUUAAGUGA
Mya arenaria is the source of this 921-nucleotide messenger RNA. Its product is annotated as post-GPI attachment to proteins factor 4-like. The coding region runs from base 1 to 921 and encodes 306 amino acids. Lineage: Eukaryota; Metazoa; Mollusca; Bivalvia; Myida; Myidae. The transcript has a single exon. Gene Ontology annotation, molecular function: glycosyltransferase activity. Gene Ontology annotation, cellular component: Golgi membrane. The record is from RefSeq and is a predicted model, not a curated record. Gene Ontology annotation, biological process: GPI anchor biosynthetic process.